Molecule: messenger RNA, 318 nt
Organism: Aphanomyces astaci
Lineage: Eukaryota; Oomycota; Saprolegniomycetes; Saprolegniales; Verrucalvaceae
Exons: 2
Coding region: 1-318 (105 amino acids)
Source: RefSeq, a predicted model, not a curated record
AUGGAGUCAUCUAGUACAAAUCGCUACAGGCACUUGCGCAACUACAAGUGCUCCGACACGAAGCGCUCCUACGUGCACCUGAGAACCAUUUACCAACAUGACGCUGCUGUGCUCCUACGGUUACCAACAAGACAGCAGCUGGCUGCACGACGAAAGCACAUUACGAAGCAACGCGGCGGAGGAUGGGAAAUUGAGACAUUUCACACCCUUCAGGAAUGGUCAGCCGACAAGAUGUGUACGACACGCGAUGAAUUUCUUGGGAGCAGGUCGCCUCAGAACUACGUUGAAUUCGCCGCCCUCGACAAUGCGUACAAGUAA